This is a messenger RNA of Panicum hallii, 1353 nucleotides long. RefSeq lists its product as uncharacterized. The record is from RefSeq and is a predicted model, not a curated record. The transcript has 3 exons. NCBI's taxonomy places the organism in Eukaryota, Viridiplantae, Streptophyta, Magnoliopsida, Poales, Poaceae. Gene Ontology annotation, molecular function: zinc ion binding. The coding region runs from base 256 to 1017 and encodes 253 amino acids.
GGCUCCCGCGGCCAGUAGUGGGAGCGAAGCGCAUCCGCAGAGGAUCCUCGGCUGGAGGCUCAAAACCUCUCGCACCCAACCAAACUCCAGCCUCACAUCACACCCUCCUUCCGUUUACUCCUUCCUCUCCUCACAACAACACAACACACCACAGAAAUCUCUCGUCUCUCUCUACGCUCCGCGGAAGAGGAAACAACGGAGGGGGAAAGAAAGAGAAGUCCUCUGACGGCGAGGCGAUCUCCGAGGACGAGGAUCAUGGCGGCGGCCGGGGAAGGCGGCAAGGAGAAGGGCCCCGGGGGCGCGUGCGAGCUCUGCGGCGCGGCGGCGCGGGUGUACUGCGGCGCCGACGAGGCCACGCUCUGCUGGGGCUGCGACGCGCAGGUGCACGGCGCCAACUUCCUCGUGGCGCGCCACGCGCGCGCGCUCCUGUGCCGGGGCUGCGCGCGCCCCACGCCGUGGCGCGCAGCGGGGCCGCGCCUGGGGCCCACGGCCUCCCUCUGCGACCGAUGCGUCCGCCGCGGCCCGGGGGCCGCGGGCGCCGGCGGCGCUGGGGCCGACGAGGAGAUGGGCGGCGGCCGCGGGGGCCGGGACGAGGAGGAUGACGACGGCGAGGGCGAGGACGAGGAGGAGGACGGCGAGGAGGAGGAAGGGGAGGGGGAGAACCAGGUCGUGCCGUGGACGGAGGAGGCCGCCGCCACGCCACCGCCCGUCGCCAGCUCUACGUCCAGCAGCAGCCGGGAGGCCGCCCCCAACGGUGCGAAUGCCGCCGAGUGCGCAAAGGAGGAUGUGCCGUGCUCGACGUCGCAGCCAGGCUUGUGCCACUACUCGUCGCCAACGCGCCACGGCGGCCAGAGCGACGAAGCCACCUCCUCCCGGAACGGCGGCCGGUUCCUCGCCUCCCGGCACAGGAAGAGAUCACCCUCUGAUUUCCUCGGCCCAGGGUCGGCGCAGUCCGGGAAUGGCACGCCGGCCAGGAAUUGCUCCAACGCGGGCAUUGGCCGAAAUGGCUUUACUUGAGGCAGGCAACUUGCGAUGACGGUGUAGAUGUUGAUGCUAACUGCAUUAGAAUGCCACUUUUAGUGUAUCCAAGCAUUUGGGGGGAAUUGGAUCACGACGAGAUUAAGCUUCCACCGAGGCAUACAUCUUUUUCGGUCGUCAACUUGCACACUUGAGUUGUCAGGGCAGCCAUCCCAGAACCAUGAUUGUAUUCCCUAAAUGGCGACGGCUCGCUGGAGAUUGUAUAUGUUCCCCACUAGUAUUCAUGCAUUCAAUUCCUUCCUUCUUUUCUGUUUGUGGAUGAGGCGUGUUCGCUAACCUAAGGAAAAUGAUAUAAGGCUCGCAUUUGCUGGGACA